Messenger RNA from Emericellopsis cladophorae, 555 nucleotides. RefSeq names its product Nonribosomal peptide synthetase. Bases 1 to 555 code for a protein of 184 amino acids. The record is from RefSeq and is a predicted model, not a curated record. NCBI's taxonomy places the organism in Eukaryota, Fungi, Ascomycota, Sordariomycetes, Hypocreales, Bionectriaceae. The transcript is spliced from 2 exons.
AUGUCCAGUUUGGUCAUGGCUUCGCCGCCCAAAGCCAAUGUUUUGAGAGUCGUCAACUUGGAGGGCUCAAGGGCCCUGGCCAAUGACGGCGUCAGAGUGGCCCAGAGGGUCGUCAACGGAACCCCUUCCCACGAUGGGCCCCUCGAUCAGAACCUCUCCAAUGCCGCCGAAGGGAGCCAACUGUUGGGUAUCAGAAGGGUCUGGGAUCCAGCAGCCAGCGCCUACACCGGCGCCGAUGAUAGUCGGAUGGCUAUCCCCUGGCCUGAUGUGGUGUACCGCCGUGAACACAUUACACUCUUCUGGCCCGUAUCCAUUGAACAGUCGGAACUGCUUGGCCCAAGCCUAGAUGACAUAAGUGAGGGCGGUUCGCCAACCAUGAUAAACGUCUCCACGGACGGGGAGUCGGUUGAAUUGGGCAGCCGAGCAACUGUGGGUAUCAGGCUCAGCUGGUUCACCCGCAUCUCCCUAACGGCUUCUGGAAUUCUGGAUCUACGCUGCUUCUCUGACGGCACGCAUGAGCAGGCACCCGUCAUGAGGGGUGACAGGAGCUCAUAA